This is a messenger RNA of Amoebophrya sp. A120, 3973 nucleotides long. The record is from the annotation of a GenBank genome assembly. NCBI's taxonomy places the organism in Eukaryota, Dinophyceae, Syndiniales, Amoebophryaceae.
CACGGCGAGAGCUAAUUUUUGAUUCGUGCCGGUUUUGUAUGUAGUGAGGUCACCGAACGGUUCUAACCGGGGAGUUUUUUUGCCACCCAGACAGCAAAACGGCCGGCAGUUUUCAAGCGGCCGGAAGCGUUUUUUGACAUAAAACAUUUUCAAUUAUCAAGCGGACGGGGCUUGGCGUCAAACAAGCCCGGUCGAAAACUAUCGAUUCGCACUUGAUAAAACGACGCAGGGGAGCUGGCAAAAGGGGCGCCCUUCUGAGGCGCCCACCGCCUUAGUUUCUGGCGAUUUUGGGCGUCCAAAAAGGGGCGCGCAAAAAACGCGCCCAAAAUCAGAACAGCGAAACAGCAUGGCGCGGCCGCGAUUUCGGAGCAUUUUGGGCGGCCGCGAAAGCGGCCGCCUUUUCGCCGGUUUCAGAGCCUGGGAAGCUUUGCAAAAAGCGCCGGCGUGAAAAAUAAAAACGCGAAAAAGAAAAAGCGGCCCGCACGCGCAAAGCCAAUCCGCAUGCUAUGGGCCCGAUUUUUCUUCGCUUUUUGGGCGCCCCCCGUGGCACCCGGAUCGGCCCCAUAGCAUGGGGGCUGGCCUUUGGAAAGGGGCUUUGCAAAUGUGCUGAAAUUUGUGAUGUUUCUCAAGUGACCGCCAUACCGUGCGGCAUAACGUUACUCAGGGCGGUAUGGCGAGCCCAGAAAAAGCAAAGCCGCGGCCAAGGCAGCGGUCGGCAAAAAAACGCCCACGACCUCACUACCCCCGCCCCGGCGGCUAUAUAUGGCAAUGUGAAAUGAUGUCUAUCCCUGUCGCGUAUGUGUUUUCUCAUUCACUUUCACUUUCUGAUUCUGUUUCCUCGUUCAAGGGUCUUGCUUGCCCCGGAGCCGCAAGCACGACCGACAGACCAGAACGUGGCUACGGCCCAGGUGCGUGACCGAAACAAGAUGUCCACGCUAUCAGCAUUUCUAGCGUAGUCCGAGCACUACUCAACGAAGCAGGCUGGCAAGCGUCAUCUGCGGACAGACGGCACCGCAAUCCGAGGUGAGCAGAAGUUCUUCUGGAUCCUGGCCUGAGCCCGCUCGUCCACGACGAUGCCGACCCUAGUGGAACAGAGCCCGGAUUUCGUUCCGAACUUGCCGAGUACGACGGUCUCGGACGACUUCAACUACAACGUAGCCGAUGGCGAGUUCAAGUACCGCAACGACCGAACCCACAAGGGUCUGGUCAAGUGGAAACUCGCAAAAACGGUCCCAGAUAUCGGUGGUACGGGGUGGAGGACGAAACAGGGGCACACGCUAAAAAAUCACAACUUCUACCGAACGCCGCCAAAUUCAAACAAAUGGAAUGAUCCGGUAGGGGGGUUUUUGUUGUAUCUCGCUACUGUAAGUAAAAGUAGUGAUUUGCCCAUGCAAAACACCUUGCAUGAAGACGCAUGUAGACGCAAGACCACUACUUCUUUCUGAGGUUUGCAAAUUGGAAAACUGAUGUCAUACUUGUCUGCAGGUACACGCCGGCUACGAGUCAUGGCGUGCAUUCCACGGUCCCAGGUUAGAGACCAACGCUCGUCUCAUCGAACAAAUGGACAGCAUGGACGACCUCAUUGAAAAUUGGGAAAAGAGAAAAGCGUAUUCAGACUUCCUAAAUUUUCAACACAACGUAAUGCCUGUCGCUUCUAUUUGAAAGCGCAGAUGACAUUCUCACCUCUAUCUUUCAUCGGCGGACGAAGUGCUGCACCCCUUUUCAAUUUUUUGCGCACAUUUCCAUUACAGUUUCGUGAACCGAACCCGAGCCGAGCAGUUGGAUCGGUUUUGGCGGCAAAAGAGGUCACGGAUGCGGCUAGAGCGAGCGACAAGCUGGACGCCGCACUUGCGGGCGAAACGAGAAUUCCAUGACAUAUACGACUCAUUCGACGGAGAUAUCAACUCGUUGCCGUACUGGGCUCUGCGGAAGGUUUUGACCGAAGAAGUGGUUGCCGGGGACCGAAGGGCAAUCGAUAACAUAACAUGUAAAAUUUUAUUUCCUCUUUCGUGCAAAGUUGUCACCACGUCGCUGAGUUUUAAGUUGUUAAGUGCAGUGAUAGAUUCAUCAAAAUCGAAAUCCUUGAUUAAAAGGAACUGCACCAAUAGAAUCGUUGCGCUGUGGGUAAGUACCAGAUUAGUGAAAAUCAACUCGCUGUCUAAUUCCAGAAGAAAAACACGUUUACAGCAAAAUUCAUGCGGGAAGACGCGUUCAAGCGAAUGCUGAAGGCGUGGCGCAACAACCGCAGAAUAGAAAUUAUGUCGGACUUCGCCGACCGCUCGGAGUACAAUCAGAGACUACAACAAAUGGCGGGCCAGCCCACGGCGGAGCGACAGCCGAGAAAGGUUGGCUUUGUAACUUUUGUAUGGCGUGUUUUCCUUGCGUUGGGCACAGCGCAUGAAUGACGGCGACCUACCAGUAGAGAUCCAACCUGGUUUUGUUGUUCUUCAUACCCAUUUUGAUAGUCAUAGUACUAGUGCACAAUGACUUCAUGACACACACAUACAGCACACACGGCCGAUGGUAACCUCGCGACUCAACGAAUUGAGCAAAGCCAAGGAGGAGUUUUCCAGUGCCGAUAUCACCGCACACACGAACUUCAGGAAUUUGCGUAUCUUAUUUCUCCUUUGAUGCAUCGUAUGGGCAAUAGAGAAACUGUACAGCACCGCAUCACGAUAUUUUGGUGAGCGAUGCGCCACAGCAAUAGUAAAUCCACGAGUUUAUUCACUAAAAAUAUAAACUUGAACAAAACCUAACAGCCCUAAUCGACAAUGCGGUGGCGCUCGAGAAGCUGCAACCAGGCAGGGGCAAGAACGAUUCCCUGAUGGUGAAAGAAAAAGUGCUGCAACACGUGCUUUCCGUCCGACACCCCGAGAGACUACACCGGCCCGACAGAAGUUCGUUCCCGUCGCCCGAGCCGCUGCCGACCGAACCGCAAAUGCACGGUGAGUUUAUGUUUUCGCUUUGAUGCCUCGUGAUCAGACACAUUUUCUCAUGUGUUUCGUAGACGAAGUAUUUCAAUGUCGUGUAAAUUUUUCCGUUCGUGGACGAUGUAUUUCGUGUAGAAAAAGGAAACACGACGAGUCAAACUUCGUUUGGUUUUGUACUUUAAUAAAUAAACUGAAAUCAGGUAUAAUGGAGCGAACUCCACUCGCUACCACGCUGCAAAAGGAGUAUCAGCAAGAAUACGAUCGCGGUAUGGUCGACGACGAAAUCGAGCGCAUGACGUCGUGGUACAGAACAGCGAGAAACCCGACCGGAGAGCCAAAGUAAGUAGCGGUUUAGCUUUACAAUGACGGACGAACUACAUUGAUCGCAUUUGCUUGGCAGGUUCGAUUUUUUACACCUUGUGUGAACCUGAAUUCCAAUUGAUUCUUUUUUUGGAAUAAAUCGCACUUAUACCUCACACUACAGACUCUUGCCCGGACUCGAGAUUCACCGUGCGACUGCCCGGUCAGACAUCAAGGAAGUAUACGACGCUCUGGACCGAUUCGAGGCGGAAUUCAAGCCUAUCGAUGUCCUCGGGAACUUUUGGGACACAGCCCCACGGAGACAAACGGGCGAGGUCGAGGACCAACUGGCAGACGAAGAGGCGGCGUACGCGGCGUCGUGACGCUCCUUUUCGGUUCUUGGUGUGCCGGUGUGAGUCGCGGCAAAAAUGUUGUAAAAAUGUAAGAACUUGAUGUUCAUCACAACUUAACAAUCCGAAUAAAUGUCUUGUUUAUGAUAGGUAAUCUUAAUCUACUAGCAAAAGUCUGACACGGCUCGCCGAGCUUGAAAUGUCCGAAUCUUAUCUCAGUUUUACUGUUUUACUUCUAGCGAUGUUUUGGAACAAAUAUCUAUGCAAAAUGAAUUCUGCAAAGAAUGCAACGUUUCCGAAAAAUGCAACCGGGGUUUGCCGUGCAGCCGGCAUGACCAAGCGGAAAACUUGUACCAUACUGAAAGUGAACUUGGGCUAAGCAAGAAGCUAAAG